UUUCUGUUUCAUUUCUUUCUACUGUUUGGCAACAUCUGCUUUGUUUGUCGUUUCAUGCCGAUUCAUUCACUGUUGAGUAAAUUUUGUUUUUAGUUUUCUUCCUCAACAUAAAGUGGUUUGUUUAAUAUAUAAAGUUAUUCAACAUGGAGAAAACUGUGAUUACCGAAGGUUUUACCGAUUCGGGUCGAAUUCUGAAAAUGGAAGUGGAUUACAGUGCAACAGUUGAUGAAAAAAUACCUAUAUGUCAGAAGUUAUGCCAGGAGGGAAAACUUACCGAGGCCUUGGAAAUACUGAUGUCUCUGGAAAAACAGACACGGACAGGUGCAGAUACUCAUUCUUGUGGGCGUGUACUUGUGGCCAUUGUGCGAUUAUGCUUUGAAACUAAGAAUUAUGCUGCCCUGAAUGAGCAUAUUGUUCUGUUGACCAAACGACGCAGUCAGAUCAAGCAGGCAGUCACCAAAAUGAUACAGGAAUGUUGCACGUAUGUAGAUCAGAUGCCAGAUAAGAAAACAAAGCUGGAACUUAUCGAUACUCUUAGGCAGGUUACAGCUGGAAAGAUUUAUGUUGAAGUGGAACGAGCUAGAUUGACCCACAAACUGGCCAAAAUGAAAGAAGAUGAAAACAAAAUUGAUGAAGCCAGCAAAAUUUUGCAAGAACUGCAGGUUGAAACUUUUGGUUCAAUGGAUCGACGAGAAAAAGUUGAGCUUAUCUUGGAACAAAUGAGGCUGUGUUUGGCAGUGAAAGACUAUGUUCGUUGCCAAAUCAUUAGCAAGAAAAUCAGCACAAAGUUUUUUGAUGAUCAUUCUACUCAGGAUUUGAAAUUGAAAUUCUAUCGUUUGAUGAUUGAGCUAGACCAGCAUGAAGGAUCUUAUCUAGCUGUAUGUAAACAUUUUAGAGCUGUUUAUGAUACCCCACAAAUUCAAGAAGAUAAAGAAAAGAAACAUGUAGCGCUGAAAAAAGUUGUCAUGUAUCUUGUUCUGUCACCUUAUGAUAAUGAGCAAUCUGAUUUAAUACACAGAGUUAAAGAAGACAAAAAUUUAGAAGAAAUGUCUAAAUAUAAGGAGUUAUUGCAACUUUUCACCACCCCUGAACUUAUCAACUGGAGACUGUUGCAUGAAAAAUAUGAAUCUGAUUUACGUGAAGCUGCGAGUGAUGUGACUGCAGCAGAAGUUUUUGGCCAUGAUGAUAUAGGCAAAAAAUGCUGGCAAGAUUUGAAAAAUAGGGUUGUAGAACAUAACAUAAGGAUUAUGGCAAAAUAUUAUACAAGGAUCACUCUUAAACGUAUGGCUGAAUUAUUAGACUUGAAUGAAGCAGAAACAGAGGAAAUGCUAUCAAAUUUGGUUGUUAACAAAACUGUCUGGGCGAAAAUUGAUCGUCUGGAAGGAGUUGUCUCAUUUUCUCAGCUCAAAGAUCCCAGUGAGGUUCUGAAUGACUGGUCACAUAAUUUAAAUAAACUGAUGCAACUGCUCAGUAAAACCACUCAUUUGAUUAACAAAGAAGAAAUGGUUCAUAAGCACAUGCUUACUGAAGCUUAAGCUAUAUUUAUUAUUUUUAUUUUUUUAAGAACUGAGUCACAGACUCACUAAAAGUACUUUUCGUCCUUACCGAAUUUAACUAGAUUGCACUUAUUUGCAACUUUUUUUAAUGUUUAGAUUCUCUAAAUUAAAUAUUCUUCCUUUAUAUUAUGUUUUCAACAUCCAGAAAUUUCAUCUUCAAAAAUUUUGUUCUCUCAUUCUUGUAAAUAAAAUUUAACCAUUUCUAAUUCUUUUGUCUUUUCUUAUUGUCGGUAAAUUAAAACUGUGUUGUAAAACUUACAUAAACAAAUAAAUAUUUUUUUGAGACAGCUACAA
Messenger RNA from Argiope bruennichi, 1850 nucleotides. It is a transcript of the gene Rpn5, whose product is annotated as 26S proteasome non-ATPase regulatory subunit 12-like. Gene Ontology annotation, cellular component: cytoplasm; nuclear proteasome complex; proteasome regulatory particle, lid subcomplex. The record is from RefSeq and is a predicted model, not a curated record. Bases 144 to 1535 code for a protein of 463 amino acids. Lineage: Eukaryota; Metazoa; Arthropoda; Arachnida; Araneae; Araneidae. The transcript has 10 exons.